This is a messenger RNA of Giardia duodenalis, 1176 nucleotides long. Its product is annotated as Acid phosphatase surE. The transcript has a single exon. The record is from RefSeq and is a predicted model, not a curated record. Gene Ontology annotation, molecular function: nucleotidase activity. NCBI's taxonomy places the organism in Eukaryota, Fornicata, Diplomonadida, Hexamitidae. The coding region runs from base 1 to 1176 and encodes 391 amino acids.
AUGCGUAUACUCCUCACCAAUGACGACGGGCACAACUUUAUAGGGCUGACUACUUUACGACAAAUAAUGUUAGAUAGUGGACAUACAGUAAUCGUUGCAGCGCCGGCUCAUGACCAAUCAGGAAAAAGCCAAAGUCUGCACUACAUAAAGGAGCUCAAUGUUUCCCGUGUGGCCCACGGAUACGUUAUCGAGGGCUCCCCAGUGGAUUGCGUGCGUCUUGGGCUGCAACUACAUCCGGAUGUGGAGCUUGUUGUUGCCGGGAUCAAUAAUGGGGCCAACUGCGGCAGUGACGUUUGCCACUCAGGAACAGUAGGGGCGUGCUUUGAGGCUGCAAACAUGGGAUAUCAUGCUAUCUCUUAUUCCAUGGACACCCGAGGCAUGCCUGGAGACUGUCUGCAUCACCAUGAAGAGGGGAUGUGCAUGCUCAGCAAUUGCAAGGAGCCUGUGCAGACGACUCUGGAUGCAUACAUAUCUUACUUGGCGCAAAACGGCUCCAAAAGACAGCGUUACACACGAUUAGGCAUGGUCUGGAACGUAAAUAUUCCUGCCCCACAUGUUCCGGUGCUUGGAUGCAAGGCAGCCGUACUAGGGCACAGGUACUACUCCGUAAAGUAUGCAUACAGUAUCCCUAUUGAUCUUCUAAACUCGUCUUCCAGCUGGACCAUGCGAGGAGAGCUGGACCCUGAUUCUUUACCCAACAGGGGGGUCCCCAGCACUAUCGAGGCCGACUUCGAUGCCGUGGAGAAGGGUUGGGUCACGGUAACUCCUCUGAAUCCGGACAGAUUUCAUACCGAUGAAUACGACUCUGUACUCCGGGUUCUUUCAAAUCUGGGUCCCAAGCGCCCACCAACUCUUAAAGGAACAAUCGUCUGCACAAACAACCCAUCGUGCUCCAUUCCAGAUGGCUCACAGCUAUCUCUGAAGCUGGUUGACGCCCGGAGAAUGGACGUGCCCUAUAUAAUGCUUUACGAGUAUACGACGACCAUCUCCGGUCAAUUCCCAUUCACGAUUGAAUUUCCCUGUCCACAGCUUGACUGGGACUUUGACCCAUCUAUAUCAGUAAGAAUAUCGUACCUAGGUUCACUAAUAUGUAUAAAUGAUACCCAUUUGGCCGCUCCACUGCACACCAUUCUAGCAGGAUCCCUGCCAACGAUUGAGGUAGUAAAGGUGAAGUAA